This is a messenger RNA of Phytophthora nicotianae INRA-310, 1062 nucleotides long. Its product is annotated as ATP synthase F0, A subunit. Gene Ontology annotation, biological process: proton motive force-driven ATP synthesis. The annotation marks the transcript as partial. NCBI's taxonomy places the organism in Eukaryota, Oomycota, Peronosporomycetes, Peronosporales, Peronosporaceae. The transcript has a single exon. Gene Ontology annotation, molecular function: proton transmembrane transporter activity. The record is from RefSeq and is a predicted model, not a curated record.
UUUUUUUUUUAUUUUAUUAUGUAAUUUAAUCGGAAUGGUUCCAUAUAGUUUUACUGUAACUAGUCAUUUAAUUAUUACUUUUACUUUAGCAUUAACUAUUUAUGUAGGUUUUAAUAUAAUUGGUAUCAAAAAACAUAAAUUAAAUUUCUUAAAUUUAUUAUUACCAAGCGGUGCAAGUAUCGCAUUAGUUCCUAUUUUAGUACCUAUUGAAUUAGUUUCAUAUAUUUUCCGUGUUAUUAGUUUACCUGUACGAUUAUUUGCAAAUAUGAUGGCUGGACAUACUUUAUUAAAAGUAAUUGCAGGAUUUGCUUGGACUAUGUUAAAUGUAAAUAGUUUUAUUUUUAUGGCACAUUUUAUUCCUUUAAUAAUUAUUGUUUUAUUAGUUGGUUUAGAAAUUGCAGUAGCUUUAAUUCAAGCUUAUGUUUUUACUAUUUUAACAUGUAUGUAUAUUAAUGAUGCAUUAAAUUUACACUAAUAAAUAUUAAAAUAUAAUAUUAUAUGGAAAAGUAGCUCAGUUGGUUAGAGUGGUAGCUUGUCACGCUAUAUGUCGCGGGUUCAAGUCCCGUUUUUUCCGUUUAAUUAUAUUAUAUUUUAAAAAAUUUCUAUAAAUAUGUUAUUAAAUUAUUCAAAUAUUUUUAUAUUUUUAAUAUUAAGUUUAUUUUUAUCCAUUUUAAUUUUCAUUUUAUCUUUUGGAUUAAUUAAACAAAAAGAUGAUUUAGAAAAGUUAACAGCUUAUGAAUGUGGAUUUAAUCCUUAUGAUGAUGCUCGAAAAGUUUUUGAUGUAAAAUUUUAUUUAGUAGCUAUUCUUUUUAUUAUUUUUGAUUUAGAAGCUGUCUUUGUUUUUCCUUGGGUUUUAACUUUAAGUUCAAAUUUUUCAUGGGGAUUUUGGACUAUGAUUGAAUUUUUAGUUGAAUUAGUUAUAGGUUUUAUUUAUAUUUGGUGUAGUGAUGCUUUAGAAUGGUAAAAUUUUAAAAAUAUAAAUAGAAGUUAUUGUUAUUUUUUAAUAAAUUCAAAUUAUUGAAUUUAUUAAAUCUCCUUAAUAUAAAAAAUAUUUGAUUUUUU